AUGGUGGAUCAGAUCAUAAGGCCAUUACAACGUGAAGUGGCCAACUUGAUCACUUGUUACAAGCACAAUUUGGAGGAGGCUGUCAACAUCAGAUCACACCGUGAAGCUUCUAUUUCAACUAGUGACCUUUAUGACGCAGGCUUGGCCACCAGCUUUAUGAAGAAGCAAGUUUAUCCUUCUAAAAAUCUGAAGGUUCGCCAAACUCAUCAUGAACAGCAACAGACCAAGAGAAUACCAAAGCCCUUUUCCACUACUAAAAUAGACAAGCCUUUUGAUAUAUGCUCUCCUCAAACUUCGGAAGACUUAGUUGAAGAAAGUGCAGUGGUGUUGGGGCCUGGAAUGAUAUUACUCAAGUGCUAUAUUCCCUUGUUGGAGCAGUUGAACAUUAUAAACAAGUGUCGAGAAUUAGGUUGUGGUCCUGGGGGGUUUUAUCAACCUGGUUAUAAUGAUGGUGCAAAAUUGCACUGUUACAUGAUGUGUUUGGGUCUAGGCUGGAAUCCUCAAACAGCAAGCUAUGGAGAGAGGCGCUGCCACGACAAUGCUGCACCUCCUCUUCUUCCUAAUGAGUUUAUUUCUUUAGUGUGCAGAGCACUUGACCAUUCCCACACUCUAAUAGAAAGAAACCUAAAGGUUGACAAUAUUAACGAUACACUUCCUAAAAUGUCUCCUGAUGUGUGCAUUGUCAACUUCUACCCUUGCAACGGCUGGCUUGGUUUCCAUCAGGAUCGCUAUGAAACACAAGAGAGUCUUGAUAAAAGGCUACCUGUUGUGUCAAUCUCUAUUGGCGCUUCAGCUGAAUUUCUAUAUGGCGAGGAAAGAGAUGUUAACAAGGCUAAGAGUGUUUUACUAGAAUCAGGAGACGUGCUAAUCUUUGGUGGUGAAUCAAGGCAUAUAUAUCACGGGGUGAAAGCGAUUCUUCCCGACACAGCUCCUUUGGUUUUGCUGGAAAGGACGGGACUUAAACCAGGUUUAUGAAGAUGGUGAAUUUAUUUCCAAGCAGCCGAUGGAGAUAUACAAUUUAGAAG
Salvia hispanica is the source of this 1025-nucleotide messenger RNA. The record is from RefSeq and is a predicted model, not a curated record. Lineage: Eukaryota; Viridiplantae; Streptophyta; Magnoliopsida; Lamiales; Lamiaceae.